Molecule: messenger RNA, 2412 nt
Organism: Colletotrichum siamense
Lineage: Eukaryota; Fungi; Ascomycota; Sordariomycetes; Glomerellales; Glomerellaceae
Gene: tropK
Product: Tropolone cluster transcription factor tropK
Exons: 9
Coding region: 1-2412 (803 amino acids)
Biological process (GO): DNA-templated transcription
Cellular component (GO): nucleus
Molecular function (GO): DNA binding; zinc ion binding
Source: RefSeq, a predicted model, not a curated record
AUGGGUCCUCCGAGAACGACAUCCCAUCUUGCCAGGGUUGUCGGCGCCGGAAGCUCCGCUGCUCGCGCGACCAGCCGACAUGUUCUCACUGCAAGCGAUUGGAAGAACAAGCCUGGAAUUAAGCCUGGAGCGGUUGAGAGUUUGAACCGAAGAGUAGAGGUAUUGGAGAAUGCUCUGUUGAACAAAUCAGAGCAAGGAUUGCAGUUUCCGACCUCCAGCGGAAGUGGAGAUUCGAGCAGCGGGCCUACCGAGUCUCAGAAUGUUGUCGGCAUUUUGUCUUUGCUGGCUCGUGAGUUGCACAAGCUCAAUUCUAAGACCAAAGUAGGCUCUCAAGCAGGAAGUCCCGAUGGCAUUGGCGAGCAUGCGGUGCUGUCCCCGACAACCUCCAGUUCGUCCCGAAGGUACACGGUUGAUGGGCUGGAGAUAGUGUCUCACCCUCACAACCAGCCACGGAAAAGAAGACGCGUUGACAGCUGCGGCAAUCCCAACAUCGAUCUCGCGUUUCCCCUCGAAGACCUCGAGAAUAUUACCACAAGUUUGCCGUCACCAGAGCUCCUGGAAGAUAUCAUCAACAUUCAUUUCAACAUCAUUCAGCCAUGGAUUCCAAUCCUGCAUGAGACACAAUUUAGACGACGAGUUCACGACCCAGAACAACUUCCACGAUUGGUUGUUGUCCUGCACGCGAUGGUGGUUGGUGCUCUUCGGUUCGUUGACAACCCUGAGACCCGCCUCUCGGCGCAAGAAGUUGAGCGCCGCACUUCAAGGUCCAGGAGCAUCGUGGUACUCAACGCAAUGGACCAUCUUUCAGUGGAAAAUCUUCAAGCACUUAUAAUAAUUGCCUUCUGUGAUAUCGGUAACGGCGAUGCAUCCAAGGCAUGGUCCAUCGUGGGGUCCUUAACAAGAACAGUCGAGUACCUCCAGUUGAGCAUCGAGUCGGACCAUCGCGAAAAAGAGCCUCUGUUGAAGCCAUUGCCCUCGAUAGAUCCGCCACAAAACUGGACCGAAGAGGAGGAAAGACGCAGAGUCUUUUGGAAUAUUUUCAACUUGGACAGAUUUUGUUCAGUCACCACAGGAUGGAACACGAGCUUGACCUCCGACGAUGUUCACCGCAGACUGCCUGCAGAUGGGGGCCUUUGGCACAAGGAAGAGUCGGUGAUUACCCCGUAUUUUGGCAUUUGGGAUCGGUCGGCUGCAAAGAUCGGCAACUCCAUCGCUUUCUUGCCAGCACACUAUCCCAGCCCGGAGCAGACAGUCGAUGCGCCGCCGCAAACGCCAGUGUCUGUGAACCCAAACAAGGGGCCUAACACUGUCGAUAUGACUACUGUUGGCGCCUUUGCUUACUGUAUUGAGGCAACCGAGUCGUUGAGCCGAGUCACGACCUACUUCCUCCAGCAGAAGAUCAACUUUCAGGACCGUCAAGAAGUUAGCAGCUGGCUCACACGGUUCAAGGAGUUGGACCUUCGUCUUGUUCAUUGGAAGAUGUUUCUGCCUCAGAAAUGGAAGGACUCCAAUAUCUCUAGGCAACCAGCCCUUAUCAACAUGGAUCCUAACUUGACCUUGGCGCACGUCACCCACAACACAUCAAUGAUCCUACUUCACCAGCGCAUAGCGUAUCCAGAGUCUCGUUGGUCGAAUAUUGUGAAGCUUCCUAGCUUUUGCAGUGCGGAAACUUGCCAGAUUGCUGCAGUUGAGACUGCAACUAUCACCCAGAAGUACCUCAAAUACACACCCGAGAACAGCCCGGCAACCAGCCAGUUCGCGUUUUGCGUUUUCAUCAGUGCAAGGGUUCUGCUAGUGCAUUGGCGUUAUUAUGAUGCGGACCUCGUCCCGGAAUUCUGGCUGCUCGUUGAAGGGCUGGAGGAAAUGGCCAAGCGUUGGGUCGGGCCGAUUCUUCGGGAGAAGCAUGCCUUGUGUCUUGCCGGCAAGUAUGCCGCUCAGCUACGGGACCUUCAUCACAAGUGCGAGACGGACUCCCAGUUCACAGUAGAUGUUCUAGGCUACUCCAGCGGUAUCAGCGGCCAAGGUUGCAGUCCAUCUGCCCAGACGCCAGGAUUCAGCCACCAUCAGGGAAACGCGCUCUUCUCACAACCAUCAAAGGCGGCUCAGCCCCCUUCAUCGAGCCCCUUGGCACCUCACCAAGCGUCUACCGCAUCGCAACCGAGACCGCCCCCAAUCUUUCCGACUCAGCAGUCACCAAACCAGCUUCGCCAAGGGUCCAUGAUUGGGCCAAUGGCUUCGCCGCUUAAUAUCACUGGAUUCACUCCUCGUGACUCGGACGCGCCCGAUGAGCUUUCCGCCAUCUCGCAUAUGCUGAUGGAUCAGAGAUUCAUGGAGAUGGAUAGAAUCAUCAGUUUCGAUGACAUGAUGUUUACAGCGCAAACCGCGAACCCAGGACAGUCCGGUAUGUCAUAA